AUGGCACCGCUAUCCCUGGUCUACUUCGUCAUAAAUGGAAUCUACAUGCUCCAACUCGACAAGACUACCUACAUCAGCGAAGAUCCAGAGAUCCAUGCACCGGCGCAGUUCAAAAGCUACAUCGUACUAGGCGUGGCAUGCGUGGUAGCUUGUGCACUGCUGUCCGUAUGUCUUGCGUCGUUUGGCGGAAGGAAAAGAGCCGAGGAAUAUGCGCGCCAAAAGACCAUGUCCGGGGACGUGAGACAACGCGACGAUGGAGGAAUGGAGUGGUUCAAUAUCGAUUUACUGAAGGACGAUGUGGAUUUGGGUGAUGAGGAGGUGCAGCGAUUCCACUUCUUCGACGUUGACGACGAAAUUGGCGAUAUCAGUCUUAAGAGCGGAAGUAGAGAAGACAACAUUGGAAAGAAGUCUUCAGGAAGCGCAAGUGGUUUUGGAUAG
Molecule: messenger RNA, 438 nt
Organism: Alternaria metachromatica
Lineage: Eukaryota; Fungi; Ascomycota; Dothideomycetes; Pleosporales; Pleosporaceae
Exons: 1
Coding region: 1-438 (145 amino acids)
Source: RefSeq, a predicted model, not a curated record